UAAACAAUUUAUAGCCCGUAUAAGAAUUGUAAAACAAUGAGUUGGCAAAUACAUUAAUUUGAAAUAAUUAAACAUAAGAUAUUAUGGAUAAAUAAAAGAGUCAGUGAAUUAGUUUUAUUGUUAGAUUUGUAAGAAUACGGACAGUGAGAGGGGUUGGAAUGAAAACAAGAAUAAGAAUUAAUUUCUGUUCACAACUCAAAAAAAAAAAACCAAAACCAUUGAAACAGAGUUUUAGCAUUCCGUUGUAAGUGAAUGUCUUAAUUGAAAUUUAACAGAGAUUCAGCGAUGGUGAGGAAGUCGUACAAUUGUAGUUCUUAAAAAUUCGAGUAAACUCAACGCAACAGUUGAACCCGCUCUUGAACCCAGAAAAACAACAUCGACGCAAAGCAGCAUGGCGGUGAAUGGUUAUGUUUACUUAAUAAAACAAGCGACAAUGGCACUUUAUCGAUUUUAGUCCGCUUUCCUGUUGUUUAUCAUGAGUUUACGCGCUCGGUUGAGGAACAUCACGAGCGACGAGGGAGUUCUGAUCUUGGACGGCGGAUUAGCAACCGAAUUGGAAGCUCAAGGUGCACAACUGCAGGGAGAUCCACUUUGGAGCGCCGGGCUGUUGCACAGCAACCCUCAAGCGAUCAAAGCUGCUCAUCAGAGCUUCCUUCAGAACGGCGCUGACGUCAUCACCAGCGCCACCUACCAGGCCACCGUCCGAGGCUUCGUCCAACACUUGGGCGUCACUUGCGACGCCGCCAGGGAUUUGCUGGCGUCCGGGUUUCGCCUGGCGGAAGAGUCCGCGAGGGCGUUUGGUUCUCGCCGGCCGCCGCUGGUGGCGGCGUCGGUGGGGCCCUACGGAGCCUUUCUGCAUGACGGCUCGGAGUACCACGGCGGGUACGCUGAGAAAAUGGACAUAGAGGAGUUGAAAGCUUGGCAUCGGCCUCAACUGGAGUGUUUGGCGGCGUCAGGGGCGGACGUCUUCGCCUUGGAGACCGUCCCCAGCGUCAAGGAGGCAGCAGCGCUGGCAGAGCUGCUGCGGGAAUUCCCAAACUGCGACGCCUGGAUCUCCUUCUCUUGCAAGGACGGGACGCGUCUGUCGGACGGGACGCCGUUCCGGGACGCCGUCCGUGCGGCGGGCGGGUCCGCGCAGGUGCUGGCGGUCGGCGUCAACUGUUGCCCUCCGGAGUGGGUGGAGCCUCUGCUGAAUUCGGUUGCGGGCCUGAGGAGCCCCGAGAGGAGGUGGGUGGUGUACCCCAACAGCGGAGAGGAGUGGGACAGCCGACGGGGAUGGCAAACAUCAGAGAAAAUGGUGAUACCGGCUCUAAGUGGCAAGUGGAUCAAGCAAGGGGCAGCUUUAAUCGCACCAGGAUGAAAUUUGAAAAUGCAAAACUUGAAAGCAUUUCUCAUCGUUCAGGGGGUUGCUGCCGCGUUCGUCCGGAACAAAUCGGCGAGCUAAGACGACGCUUAAAGGGACGCCACCCGACGGAAGAAGCAGAC
Messenger RNA from Syngnathoides biaculeatus (alligator pipefish), 1485 nucleotides. RefSeq lists its product as uncharacterized. NCBI's taxonomy places the organism in Eukaryota, Metazoa, Chordata, Actinopteri, Syngnathiformes, Syngnathidae. The transcript is spliced from 7 exons. The record is from RefSeq and is a predicted model, not a curated record. Gene Ontology annotation, biological process: S-methylmethionine cycle. Gene Ontology annotation, molecular function: zinc ion binding; S-adenosylmethionine-homocysteine S-methyltransferase activity. Bases 476 to 1360 code for a protein of 294 amino acids.